AUGGCCACGGAGCAGCUCACGGCGGAGCAAGUGCUGGCGCACGUCGAUCAGGCGGGUGGUACGAUUGAUGACUCACGUACACUCUCGCCCGUGCAGCCCCUGACGCUGGAGGAGCAACUCCAGCGUAUUGAGAGCAGCACGAGCGACGAGCAAGACAAGCAGGCGUUGCAGGAAGAAGAAGCGGCGCACAAAGCUGCUUCAGCGUGGCAGUUAUCGCUGCAGGGUAUUCUACUCUCGCUACAGAGCAAGGAGAUGGUCCAGUUCACAAGCAUUGAGAAGCAGCCCGUCUAUCUCACACUCGAUGGCCGUCAGACGGUGCGUCUUGGCUCGCCAGAGUACCGUCUAUGGUCGCUGCUUCCAUCGUCCGGUGAGGGUGUGGCCCAGGCUGAGCUGGAGUCGUCCCUCGGUAAGGAUACGUUCAAGCUCGCGCAGGCGCGCGCGUUCCGCAACAAAAUGGCUCGCCGACUGCCUGACGGCACAUUCGCACGUUCGGAGGCGUCGCUGACGGAGCCUAUCCAGGAUGAUGCUAAGACGGAGCUUUUGGAGAUUGCAAAGACGGGUACGCUGAGUGGUGAGGGGGCCGACAAGAAGUUGGCGGAGCUGAAAAAGCGCAAGAUGAUUGCGCAGCGCAAACUUCUCUACUUUAGCGUUACCAAGGGCCCUCAAUUCGCCCUUCAGGUUCAAAAGCUCGAGACAGAUCUGACAGCAGAAAUGCUUGCGUCCGGCUCGUGGAAGAAGGCUGCUUUCAAAAAGUACAACUUUGAUGCCGAGGGUGUGUUGCCGCCUGCAGGUGCGCUGCAUCCGUUGCUCAAGGUGCGUGAAGAGUUCCGUCACAUUUUCUUCGACAUGGGUUUUACGGAGAUGCCUACCAAUCGGUUUGUGGACUCCAGUUUCUGGUGCUUCGACUCCAUCUUUGUACCGCAGCAGCAUCCAGCGCGUGACGUGCAAGAUACGUUCUUCGUGGCCGACCCGCCCGCUGCCAAAGAGGUGCCGGAAGACUACCUGAAGCGUGUGGUCGAAGUGCACGAAAAUGGUGCAUAUGGCUCGAUUGGCUACCGCUACCCCUUCAGCCGCAGCGUGACGGAGAAACUGGUGCUCCGUACUCAUACCACAGCUGUGUCGUCGGCUAUGCUGCACCAAAUUGCGAACCAGCCGGAUGGCUUCAAGCCCGCGAAGCUGUUCUCCAUCGACCGCGUAUUCCGUAAUGAAGCUGUGGAUGCGACACACUUGGCCGAGUUCCACCAGGUUGAGGGCGUAGUAGCUGACUACGGUAUUACCUUGGGUGACUUGAUUGGCUUUAUGCAAGUCUUCUUCUCCAAAAUGGGGGUGAAGAAUCUGCGCUUCAAGCCCGCAUACAACCCGUACACGGAGCCCAGUCUGGAAAUUUUCUCGUACCACGAAGGCCUGAAGAAGUGGGUCGAGAUCGGCAAUAGUGGUAUGUUCCGUCCGGAAAUGCUUCGUCCCAUGGGCCUACCAGAGGGCGUAAAUGUCCUCGGUUGGGGCCUGAGUCUCGAGCGUCCAACCAUGAUCCGAUAUGGUGUCAAGGAUAUCCGUCAUCUUGUUGGCCACAAGGUGCCUCUGGAGAGUGUCGAAAAGGCGCCGGCGGUCCGUUUCUAA
Molecule: messenger RNA, 1617 nt
Organism: Malassezia pachydermatis
Lineage: Eukaryota; Fungi; Basidiomycota; Malasseziomycetes; Malasseziales; Malasseziaceae
Product: phenylalanyl-trna synthetase alpha chain
Exons: 1
Coding region: 1-1617 (538 amino acids)
Biological process (GO): phenylalanyl-tRNA aminoacylation
Cellular component (GO): cytoplasm; cytosol; phenylalanine-tRNA ligase complex
Molecular function (GO): tRNA binding; phenylalanine-tRNA ligase activity; ATP binding
Source: RefSeq, a predicted model, not a curated record